Cryptotermes secundus is the source of this 3107-nucleotide messenger RNA. RefSeq names its product glypican-6 (gene dlp). Bases 236 to 2104 code for a protein of 622 amino acids. NCBI's taxonomy places the organism in Eukaryota, Metazoa, Arthropoda, Insecta, Blattodea, Kalotermitidae. Gene Ontology annotation, biological process: regulation of protein localization to membrane; regulation of signal transduction; cell migration. Gene Ontology annotation, cellular component: cell surface; synapse; extracellular region. The record is from RefSeq and is a predicted model, not a curated record. The transcript is spliced from 10 exons.
UCCAAACCAGUCCUAACAGAUGCACAGCGGGUAGUGUUUGUGUGAAUGUGGUCGGUUAAUAGUUUUGUUGUAUGGCUUUCAUCCGGUAUUUAAUUACCGGAUAAUGUAGUACAAAUGCACAAAAAAGAUAGCUGGAUUUAUUUCAGUUCCAACUGACCUUUAUUUGUAAGUGAAGCGUGAACGUCGAUACUUUUUAGACGAGGCUGCUACGACUGAUAUUUCCCUGGCAGGCAGCAUGGCUGUGAAUGGUUGCAUAUGCAAAAUGUUGGAACAGUCUUUGCGGCUGGAGAGGCGGCACCGUAAGGAAUAUACGUGUGUUUUAGUGUGGACAAUAGCUUUAUUAGCAAUAACGUUAUGGACACAAGAUGUUUCUGCGACUGGCAUAAACUGUGCUAGCGUGCGCUACACUUAUGAAGAAAGAGGUUUUAGUGCUGGUGAAGUGCCGAACGAUCCUUUGUCAGGCGAGCACCUGCGUGUGUGUCCGCAAGGGUUGACGUGUUGCACAGAAGAAAUGGAACACAACCUCAGUGCCCAGAGCCGGCGGGAGUUCGACCGCGCAGUCAGGGACACGCUCAACAAGCUUGGAACUCUUCUCAAACUACGAGCACAGAGGUUUGAUGAUUUCUUCAAGGAGCUGCUGACAACAUCAAAACGAGAAUUCCACGAUAUGUUCAAGAAGACGUACGGCAUUAUCUACGAGCAAAAUUCGUAUGUCUUUACGGAUCUGUUUGAGGAAUUGGAGCGGUACUACGCAAAGGGCCAGGUUGACCUUGGAGAAGCAAUGGAGAACUUUUUCAAUACUCUUUACCAAAAAAUGUUCACUGUCCUCAACGCUCAGUACGAGUUCGAUGACAAAUACCUGGGUUGUGUUGGGGAGCACAUGAAGGAACUGAAGCCCUUUGGUGAUGUUCCUCAUAAAUUGUCCAUUCAACUGAAGCGUUCCUUUGUGGCUACACGAACGUUUUCGCAAGCACUCAAUGUGGCUAGUGAUGUCGUUACCAAUAUGGUAAAGAUCAAUCCUAGUCCUGAUUGUGUACGAGCACUUACGAAGAUGACGGGCUGCCCAGCUUGUCAGGGGCUUCCCGAACUGAAGGCUUGUAGCAACUACUGCAUUAAUGUGAUGAAAGGUUGCCUAGCCUAUCAGGCAGAGCUAGACGCAGAUUGGAACAAUUUUGUUGAUGCGAUGGAGAAGGUCACUGACCGGUUACUGGGCCCAUUCAAUAUUGAGAUGGUGGUCGAACCGAUAGACAUAAAGAUUUCCGAAGCUAUCAUGAACUUCCAAGAAAAUGGUCCUGAAGUUUCACAAAGGGUAUUCAGUGGGUGUGGAAAACCCUUAUUGGGUCGCAGACGUCGUGAUACAACAGAAUUGGAGUUUGAAUCUUUGCAGUUUGAGAGAUCCGAAGAUGCUCAGAAUGGAGAAAGCAAUAUUGUACCCACUCUCGACAAACUAGUCAAGGAUAUCAGGCAAAAGGUGAAGGAUACAAAACAAUUUUGGUCACAUUUACCGUACCAGAUUUGCAAUAACGAUCAUGUUGCUGCUAGCCCAGCCAAGGAUGACAGCUGCUGGAAUGGAGCCAUGAAAGCCAGAUAUGAGCUUCAGAUCACUGGCGAUGGUAUAUCCAACCAGCAGACCAAUCCUGAGGUUACAGUGGAUGUUAAUCGACCAAGCAGUUUGCUCAACGAACAAAUGUUUGCACUGAAAACCAUUACAAGUAAGCUGAAGAAUGCUUACAAUGGCCAGGAUGUUGAAUGGAUUGAUGCUGAAGAAUCAUCAUAUGGAUCUGGGAGUGGCUCUGGUGAUGGCAAUGAUAUUGAAGAUGAUGAUAUGGAAGGUUCUGGUGACUCAGGUCACUUUGGGUAUGGAACUGGUACCGGAUCUGGAGGAACGAGACAGUUCCCUCGCCCACCUAACAAUGACAUGGACAACAAUCUCCAUCCUUUGGGCGCGGAUGGAGGAAUGGACAGGCACCGGCCGAGAAAUAAUACCAGUGGUGGUUCAUCUGCGAAUGCAAGACCGAAAAUAUCUGUUACACGUGCUGUCACAUCGUACCUCCUUCCUAUUGUUGUUAUGUGGUUUGGUGGAAUAUUCUCUGAUUGGCUGUGAUGAACCUCCCUUUUGUUUCAUUAACAUCACAUGAAUUGAUGUAGGCAUGGACUAAAAAGAAGGAUCUCUGUGUUAUAUGUAGGUGCGUGAGUCAUCUGGAUUCGAAAGCUGAUCUAGUCCCCAGUGUGCAGUUACAUCCGAAUGUGUCAAGGAAAAAAUAACAGGCAUUCAGAAGUUCUUGCAUAUGUUUUCUAUACUUGUAAGUCAGUACAUUCCAAAUAAGUUCUAUGUUAGAAUAAGUGUGUAGUGACAUGGAAUACCAUGCAGUGUGAGAUUUGGUGUUCUCAUGCUACUGAAUAUAAAGGUGAUUGUCUUCUGGGAUGUGACACUGUGUUGUUUUGUGGGAAAGUGCCAGCAUUUCAGAGGGACCCACUACAACCAUCUUUGUUGUAGCCAUGAAUCUGGAGGCAACAGAUUCCUCUGAAAUGUUGGUAUCUUUCUGCCAGAGUGCAUGAUGCCCCAUUCCACAAGACAGUAAUCUUCAACACAAUGCAAAAGAAUCACACACAAAAUUUAUAUUUCUUUCACAAUUUGUGCUUGUAGCCCAUAUAAUCUAAGUGAAGAAAUACUGCACAAGUAGUUGCUACCAGUGCUGUGUAUUUAUGGGGUCUGCCAGUUACAGUGAACCUUUCUCAAUGCUACGCUGCAGAGGAUUGGUGAAUAAAUUGGAACUUCUUCUAAAGUCGAGUUUCAUUACAUUCUUUCUUGAAAGUAACAUGUAAAAUAAACUAUAAACCAGUGAUGUUGGGAGUAUCUGGGCUGUGCACCAUCAAGCAGUGGGGUAACUGGUGAAUGUGGCAUUGGAAGGGAUUUUCAGGUAAGCCUUCAUGAUCUAAAUUCCUGGAAUUUGUCUGUAGGGACUUAGGAAAACCAUGAAACUCUCACUAAGGAUAAACAGUGGCCAGGCCAAGAUUCGAGCCAAGCACCUCCCGAAUGCCAGCCCAGUGUUCAGUGUCACAGCCUAAACGUUCUUGUAACUUUUCCCUGAAGUCCUGCAUAACUU